Camellia sinensis is the source of this 501-nucleotide messenger RNA. The record is from RefSeq and is a predicted model, not a curated record. NCBI's taxonomy places the organism in Eukaryota, Viridiplantae, Streptophyta, Magnoliopsida, Ericales, Theaceae.
UUUUCACUUUCACCAGAUAACUAUUAUUACUAGCACGUUCAUACUGCAGAACAAUGCCGUGGACCAAGACCAAAGAGGAGCAGCAAAUGGCAUAGCUAUGACUGCAAUGUCACUUUUUAAAGCUGUUGGUCCAGCUGCUGGAGGAGCAGUCUUUUCUUGGGCACAACGGCGUCAGGUUGCUGCCUUCCUUCCAGGUACCUGGAUCAUAAUCAAUUUACUGGGAGAAUCCCGGAUGCAUUCUAUAAGCACACUUUCUUGAAAGAAAUGUAUAUUGAAGGAAAUGCUUUCCGGCCAGGUGUGAACCCUAUUGGCGUCCACAAUGUCCUUGAAGUUUCUGACACAGAGUUCUUGUUUUAGUCAAAGCUUCCACAUUAUUUACUCGUAGAAUUGUUUCUUUUUGUUCUUGCUAAAACUAGGGUGUUUCAGUUUGAAUUGGAAUGUAGUUCUAUAAAUAGGAUGUAUAUAAUGUACACUAGUGUUUUGGGAAAUUUAAGAAAUUUU